AUUUUAGUGUUACUUGAAUAUCGAGAUCAAUUGAAGUAAACAUCAACGCGUACCACAAACAAAUUUAUAUUUUUUUACGCAUUAGUGGCUAUUGCAAGAAAAAUGUGUGCUAUCAAGACGGCUGCAAUAAUUCUAAUUGUAACUAUUUACAUCAUCCAAACAAAUGCACGAGGAGGAGGAGGAGGCGGUGGUGGUCAUGGUGGAGGUGGUGGUCAUGGUGGCGGUGGUGGUCACGGAUUUGGAGGUGGAAGUCACGGUGGGUUUGGCGGUGGACAUGGACACGGUUUCGGAGGUGGACGUGGACAAGGUUUCGGAGGUGGACGUGGACAAGGUUUUGGAGGUGGACACAGUUUUGGAGGUGGACAUGGUCUUGGAGUUGGGCAUGGAAUAAGCGGAUAUGGAGGAUAUAAAGGAUAUGGUGGAUAUAGAGGAUACGGUGGAUAUAGAGGAUAUGGUGGAUAUGGAGGCUCAGGUCGAUACUAUGGUUACGGUGGCAUUCUUCCCAUUCCAUUCUAUCAAAGCUACGGCUAUUAUCAAAGUCCGGUGUACUGCUAUGAAUAUGGACUCAGUUACGGUUACGGAUAUAGAGUUUAUGGCGAUGGAUACGGUUACGGACCAUGCUAUUAUUGAUGAUCGAUGUUCUAAUAACCUCACCUGUGAUCUGCCGUAAUUUGCAUAAGAGACUUAGUGAAAAUCUUAUACAAAAGAAUUCUUCUGUUUAAAUUUUUACUAUAAGUCCCUCAUCACAGCACUGCUACUAGUAUGAACACUGAAUUGACAAGUGCUUAGUAUUGUUUGUAUUGCACGUUUUCAAUCCUACACGAACACAAAUCAUCUCUUUGUGCAAUAGAAACGCAGUGCCUACUGUGAUUUCAUCAACCUCCGCAUAUUUUCUAUGUUCAUGCUAGAAGCAGUGCUGUGCCC
Messenger RNA from Bradysia coprophila, 924 nucleotides. RefSeq lists its product as uncharacterized. NCBI's taxonomy places the organism in Eukaryota, Metazoa, Arthropoda, Insecta, Diptera, Sciaridae. The record is from RefSeq and is a predicted model, not a curated record.